UACUUUUAAUUUUUCCCGUCGCCCAUCCAGAAAUCGAGACCGGAAGCUACCUGCACUGUUUAGGUUAGUUUCACGCUUCUUAAUCAUGUAGCAUAGUGCAAGAGCAGUCGGAUUCUCAUCAACGCGGCUUCCCUUUCUAAGUGCUUAAGAGGUCUCCUUCACACCUUUCCUUGAUCUCAUGAGGUUUUCGAUCGAGGUCAAGGAAAAGUAUUUAAGAAAAGACGUACGACGUAUUUUUUCUUUUUUUUACUAUCCGACCUCCGUCUGGUCUUUGUAUCCCGCCUGCAUGAACCACAUGACCAAACGCGGAAAUGUACAACGCAACGUCUGCUGUAGUUGAAAUCAUGUGAAGUGCCACGAUUCUCACAUGGCAUGUAUUUGGGGAGUGCAAUGGAAGAUAUAAUAUCCUUAAGUUCAGGGAGCGAAGGAGACUCCGACCUAGAGGUGGUUGGAUGUUACAGUGAUGAUACUAAAGAAGACGCCAGACCAUUUCUCAGGGUCGACUGGGUGCCUGUUAAACCGGUUUUCAUUGACUUGUCAAAACUCAGAAGAAGACGCCCCCAGCGGUGCCAGCUUGGUCCUUAUGAAGUUGUGGACUUGAGUCGUGUAGAGGAAAGAGACUCUGAAGCUGUUGUUUGUACUGCACUAUCAGUGUCAGAUAAAGAGGACGAUUCUCUAGAUCAACAAGGUGAAUGUCAGAUUCUCCCUUCCCUUGCAACUGACACAAGCCAAAGUUGUACAGUGGAAAGUUCACAGAUAAUAGAGCCAUCCCAAACGCCUUGUUUGCUUCCUGUUUGUGUAGCCCUGGCAGGAGCAGAGAAAGAGGGAGAUGGCCUUCAAUUCGAAGGUGAAUCUCACGUUCCAUUGCCAGCUGCACUGAUUUUACCCCAAAAUAUAUCUGUGGGAGAUUUGCCCCAGAUAGAUUUGAACCAGAUAGACUUCACAGGGUCCUCUGUUCCUCUGGGAAGUGAGGGGCUGCCUCUGUUGGAAGGGUGUAGUUCACAGAGAGACUCCUUGGAGAGCGUCCCCUCUCCGUUCAGCCUUGAUAGCCCCUAUCACUGUCCGUCUGAGAUCGACCCAGUGUUGUUCUCAGACGAGUCAAACAUGCUUGACUUGAAGGAGACCACUUUUACCACAGAUUUUUUCGACCACCCGGCAGAGUCCCCUUGCAUGCCUUACAGCUCUGCCCACACUGACGCUCAAGGCAACUCUGCCCACACCGACGCUCAAGGCAACUCAGCGUUUGGCACAUCUUCAUCUGUGGCUGACUUGGGAGCGGUUUGGGAAGAGGAUGAGCAGCUAGACCCUUCCUCGUCUUCUGCUGCGUGUCAGUCCGACGUUUCUACUCCGUGUCCUCUCUCGGCGUUACCUGCCGCAGACACUGUGUCCACGUGGACAGAAACCCAGAACAAUUGUACCCCAAAUUCUCCAGGUAGGCCGGUUUCUGGUGACAGCAGGACCGUCGUUCCGAGUCCAAGCCCCCUCUAUAAUGUUCCCUGUCCUCAAAGUUUCUGUGUCUCGUACCCUUUACCUGAAAGAGGGUGUCAAGAACAGGAGGGGGAGAUACUCGGGACCAAUCAUAACGGUCAUGGUCAAGCUGAUAACGGACACGAUGACUCUGGCAGUCACGUGAUGUCUGGUCUUAGUCCUGGGAUGUCUGGACGGGAAAUACAGAACCAACAAUACAUUUCUCAUAUUCAGCUGAAGAAGUUGAAAAAACAGAUGGGGGCGGUUGUUCAAGGCCGGAUUGAUGAUGAGGAGGAGGAGGACGAAGAGGAGGAGGAAGACUACGGUCCGCCUGAGUUACUGUGCAGACAGAGCCUGAGUCUAGUGUACAGCACGAUUGAGGAGAACUACCCCGAGGGAACCCUUCAACUGCUGUCGGAUUUUCUGCAACCUCGGUACUACCCCCCACCCGACAUCAUGGCACACCUCCUCAGGGGGAUCCUGAUGGACCCUCACUGCCCCGACGUCCUGGCCCUGGAGGCCUACGCUCUGCUGACCAGGAUUCAAAUGUAAGUCAGCUGCACACACACAGACACACAGACACACAGACACACAGAGUAGGAUUCAAAUGUAAGUCCGCUGUUUUAAGGUUCUAAACUCUACUGAUGAGGAUUCAGAUUUACAGUACCAGUCAAAAGUUUGGACACACCUUUAAUUUUUUUGAG
This is a messenger RNA of Clupea harengus (Atlantic herring), 2171 nucleotides long. RefSeq lists its product as uncharacterized. NCBI's taxonomy places the organism in Eukaryota, Metazoa, Chordata, Actinopteri, Clupeiformes, Clupeidae. The transcript has 3 exons. Gene Ontology annotation, molecular function: SUMO polymer binding. The coding region runs from base 373 to 2019 and encodes 548 amino acids. The record is from RefSeq and is a predicted model, not a curated record.